Molecule: messenger RNA, 2663 nt
Organism: Chaetomium fimeti
Lineage: Eukaryota; Fungi; Ascomycota; Sordariomycetes; Sordariales; Chaetomiaceae
Product: kinase-like domain-containing protein
Exons: 2
Coding region: 172-2355 (727 amino acids)
Biological process (GO): protein phosphorylation; intracellular signal transduction; intracellular monoatomic cation homeostasis
Cellular component (GO): cytosol
Molecular function (GO): ATP binding; protein serine/threonine kinase activity
Source: RefSeq, a predicted model, not a curated record
UGGUCGCUUCGACUGCCCCCCCCUCCAAAUCCAGUUUCGGUGGCCUUUAAAAAGCGGCCCCUUGCACACGUUCCAGUGGCAUUCAAGCCCUGACGUGCUUCCUUGUCCCAAGGGACCGAGGCCCUCUUUUUGCCCCCCUGAAGGCUGCCGUCUGACGGCAUCCCCCCGAAAAUGGCGGCUUCGUUGGUUGCUGCACCGGCGCAGCCAUCUUCGAUAGACGCGUGUAACCCCAACUCUCACAACGCGAGCUCCUCGUCGUCGCCUCGGCAAUAUCCCACCGAGCUGACGGAUCCCAUUCCGGAAGAAGGCGAUGAGACCGAUAGCGAAGCAGUAAACGAGCCCGUCACACCUGUGAGCGGCCGCCAGUCGCAGGAUUUCCACACCCUCGCAAACCCAGACGGCCACCUAGACGCGGCCCACGAACAACUUGCCUCUGAUCAGACCGCCGGCAGCUUUCCACCCGCUCAGCAGCCCGCCACACUUAGCUCGAAGCCACCCCUGGUUGUUGACACCUCAGCCACCCCGCCAAAGGCGCCGAGGAGCCCCCAAGAAACCCCCCGGGCCGCCCCUCCCACGACGCCCACACCCGCGACCCCCUCGUCCGAUCUAGACCACAGCGGUGCGCUUUCUUCAAGACGUUCGACCUUCGGCUCAUCUUCGAAUUUCAGACGCACCAUGUCCAGUUUUCUAAAACGUGUGGGUACGCAGUCGGACAAGGCGGCAGCUGGUCCCGACUCUGCAAGCAGUACCACCGCCUCGACCCUAAAUUUGCCGGAGGCCGCUCAGCGAAAGAUGCCAAACCGCCGCUGGUCAAUGAACAGGAGCUCGGCUACGACUCGCUCCAACACACCACCGUCGCCCAGCUCGCCGCUCGAGAUAGCCGUCAAGUCUAGAGAGGACGCAUCGCAGCCAACAAUACCGGAGUCAGAGGCCUUCUUCAAGAAAAAGUCGCGUGCAUCGACUGGCUUCACACUGCGCUCUCGCCCGAUCGUGAGGAAAGACGCACCGUCGAGACAGGAGCUACAGCUCAGGCGACGUGCCAGCAGUUUCGAUUAUACGAAGCAGGAGCCGGUCGCGGACGGAGAUUCGGAGAAGGCCAUUCACAUGGAGAGAUCCCUCUGGGGGCUUCCCGCCGAGACUGGCACCGGCGUGAAGGCUCGGCGCAUGAGUUUGAGCUUACCCGACGAUUUUACGGUGGACGUGAUCGAGCUCGCUUCGGAAUUCGAGUACCAACAUAAGCUGCUCGGCCGGCACGGGAAGCACUUGGGCAAGGGCGCCACCUCGAAAGUCACCUUGAUGGUGGCCAAGACCGGUGGUGAGCUGUUUGCCGUCAAAGAGUUCCGGGGCAAGUCGUCCAGCGAGACGCGCGAGGAGUACGAGAAGAAGAUCAAGUCCGAAUACACGCUAGCAAAGAGCUUGCACCACCCCAACAUCGUCGAGACGAUACGGCUCUGCAUCGACCACGGCCGCUGGAACCAUGUCAUGGAGUACUGUGAGGACGGCGAUCUCUUCAAUCUGGUAAACAAGAAAUACCUCAAGACCGAAGACAGGGAAAAGGACCGGCUUUGCCUCUUCAAGCAGCUGGUGACGGGCAUCCACUACCUCCACUCGAACGGCAUUGCUCAUCGCGACAUCAAGCUCGAGAAUCUGCUCAUCACUAAAGACUCGAGGCUCAAGAUCACCGAUUUUGGCGUCUCGGAAGUCUUUUCGGGCAUCCACCCGGGGCUAAGGGAAGCCGGCGGCCAGUGCGGGAAGAACAUGGGUGAAGUGCGGAGUUGCGCCCCGGGCAUCUGCGGCAGCAUGCCCUAUAUCUCGCCAGAGGUCCUUCAGAAGAAGGGCGAUUACGACCCGCGGGGGCUAGAUGUGUGGAGCUCUGCUAUCGUCAUGGUCAACCUCAUCUUCGGCGGGCCCCUGUGGCAUAAGGCCGAGCUCACCCCGAAUGCGUCACCGCGGGAGACCUACGCCAGUCUCGUCCGUGGCUGGGAGAAGUGGACAAACAAACACGCCGAUGCUACCGACAGUGUCAUCACCGACAUGGACUAUCCGCACGUGUUCGUUUUCGACACGUUCGUGAAGCCACCGGCCCUGAGGCGCGUCCUCCUCCAGAUGCUUAACCCGGAUCCGGAGAAGCGCAUCUCGAUAGCGAGCGUGAUCAGCAACCGAUGGGUGAAGAACAUUGAGUGUUGCCAACCCGAAAGCUACGACGAACCAAACGCGGCCCACAUGAUUGAUGCGUCCAAGAAGCCUGGCCAGAACCGGGCCAGCGGCAAGAAGAUCUAUUGCCAUAAUCACCUACCUCCUGUCGCGCAUAACAGCCACUCGCUUGGUAAAAUGCCGGGCAGCGCUGGCUAUUGAAGCCGAAGGAUGGCACGGCUUUUCCGUUGCUUUUGUUAAAAAAAAAAACUUUCAAUUACUGGUCUUUCUCAUGGGGUUCGGGGUAGCCCUGCAAAACAUACACGGCGUUACACGGGGCUCAAGGUGCAUCAUCGACAGCACAUCAUUGGGCGGGUUUCUUUCCUUUCUGCUUUUCUCCUUUUUCUCAUGGGACUCCGGGGGGCAAAGGCCAGAUAGAUCUGUUGAUACGGCCUCGUUUUGCAAAGCUCUGUUUUUAUUGUUUGUCUUUCUUUCCUCAUGCUGUCACAUCCGUGGUCGGGAUGUCGGCA